Molecule: messenger RNA, 6185 nt
Organism: Epinephelus fuscoguttatus (brown-marbled grouper)
Lineage: Eukaryota; Metazoa; Chordata; Actinopteri; Perciformes; Serranidae
Gene: lg17h6orf136
Product: linkage group 17 C6orf136 homolog
Exons: 7
Coding region: 319-1602 (427 amino acids)
Source: RefSeq, a predicted model, not a curated record
AUCACGCCGGGCUGCGUGAGGCGUGUUGGCCGGGACAAGGACACUCAGCGGCGGAAUGACAUUUGUGUAAGUCAGCUAUGUGACGAUAACCGGCUCGUUACCAGCCUUAACCCACCCGUGACCACCGCACACACCCGGACCCGGAGAGGCACCGCGUCCACACCGACUGCAGCCGGGUUUUAUAUGUAAAAGGUUGGAGGUAGAGAGCCUGCUGCUGUAGCUGGGAGUCGUCCAGAGUCACAGUCUGCGUGUCUUUGCCGUGUCGUGCGUGCUGUGGGGCUGAGCUGGUGACUGGGGUUGCCCCUGCCCCUGUGGUGAAUGGCUGUGAGCAGAGGGGGCGUGGCCUUCUGGGUGGGUUGUGUCCGCAGCCAUGGCAGAAGGCAAGCCAUCAGAAGACAGGGCUGGAGUCUCAGUCAGGCAACCGACUGUCAGUGGCUCCGUCAGACGCGCCCCCUGAGCAGUGCAUCAUGGGCUCUGGUGCCCCCCAACAGCCUGAGGUAUCAGAACAUUAAGCAGCCGGCGCUGUCCCACCCGUUCCACCAUGCCAGCCAGCCUCAGACUGGAGCGUACUAUGAGGAAGACUGGGAGGAGUCUCUGAGCGUGUGCGUGCUGGUGCGACAGGGUGACUCAGACGCCCUCCACACCCUGCUGGAGAUCCCUCUGUUUAGUCGCAGUAAAGUAGGAGAGCUCCUCGCUCCGGGGGCUCACAAGUCCUCCGAGUUCUCCUUCCCGCUGACCACGGUGGACGGCAGCAGAGAGGAUGACAUCAGCGUCGACAGCUUCAAGAGAAACAGCGUUGAUGCUGUAAAGAGAGAACACGGCUGCUUCAGGAGCCUGUUUGAAGCUGAGAGGUGUCCGGCGCCGUUCAUGUAUGGCUCUCAGUUCUAUUGUUUUCAUUGCCCAGGCACGGAGCCGCUGCCCGGCAGCAGGCCUGAGUCUGGGCAGGAUUUUGGACUUGACAGUAAGCCUGUGGAGCUGCCGCCGCCGCCCUCCACCUCUCUGUGUAGCCAUAUAGAGAGAGCAGAGGGAGAGCACGCUGACGGAGACAGUGAAGGAGAGGAGAAACUGGCCGUGAUGUAUGAACGACUGAGGAUAGAGCUUCCAAGUUUCUUCAUGAAGAACCACGACUACAGCAUGUACUCUUUGGAUAUGGAAUUCAUCAACGGCCUCUUAAACACAAAGACCAGAGGCCGCACGGUGUACCAGCUGACCCUCUCCCUGUGGCGCCUCCUGUGUCUAUGUUACUACGCCCGGGCUCAGCUGGAGGUGCUGAAGCUCACCAAGCACAUGGAGGACGGGACCAUCAAGGCUCGCUGGAGGAUCAGGGGCCUUCCCUUCUACUCUCUGCUGCUACGCUUCUAUCGCAAAGACAAAUCUCAGCUGUACAGGUCAUAUGAUGCAUUCUCUACCUUUUACAUCGGGCAGGACGGACUCAUUCACUGUCAUAAAGUUGAGAAGGUGAUGCCGGUUCAGCCCCCUGUCCUGCCCAGAGUGACUUCUCUCCUGGCGGGCGCUCUGGUGGCGCUCGGGGUGCAGGAGCACCGACCGGCUCUCAACCUGCUGCCCCUCCUCCUGUCCUCGCGGCGACAGAGCAGAGACUGAGCCUGGUGUGACGCUAGAGGAACAAUGGCCAGUGGAAUCAACAAUGUGUCUAAGGUCCAUGUGACUCUGAAAAGUUUCAUUCAUUCUCAACAUAGGAGCACAUUAAAGAGGAGGGUCAGACCCUCUGUCCUAAAGUCUCACCAUGUUGCCCCUGAAUUAAACACAAAGUCAAGACUUUACACUGCUUUUCCUUUCUCUCAUUUCACUGUAGCUGUGAUGUGAAAUAAUGGAGGUGGUUACUGAACUGGGUUAGCAGGUUCAGGAGUCACAUGACGGUCACCUCUGCCAGUCAGCCGCCAGCUGUUGUUGUAACAGACUCAAAUCUUCAAACAUUACCGACUACACUAAAACCAACCCUUCUUAAAACCCCAAGGUUUUUUUGGUCAGAUACAACUCCUUUAUUCUUAACCUGCACACACCUUUAAUAAACUCGACAUUGCGGAUGUUUCUGAACAGUUUAACAUCUCUCAUGAUGACAGAAGUCUCAGAGAUGCUGGUCUGUGGAGGGCUAUGUGCAGCAGUGCAGAUGGGUAACCUUUAGAUGUGUUCUCGAGCCAAGAGUCCUGGAUUUGAAUCUCAUGUCUGUAGGUUUAAAGAAAAUUCUGGUAAUUUUCAGCCUGGGUCUGAAGCCCCGUCUCCACCAAACCCUUUCAGUCCAGUCCCUUUGGAACCAGCAGUAAGCCUUCAGACAUGGUACCUAGACCCUCGGUGUGUUCAGACAGUCCUCUUAAAUGUGGGCGGGGUUGUUGUCACUCACUGCUCCGUCCAGCACUCGCUGUAUUUCCUCAUCAGCGGUGACACAGAUGGAAGUCUGCACCUGGUUUAUCGUCCACAGAACGAGGCUGCACGCCCACAUUUUCACAACAAAAUAGAACAGGCUGCAGUGAGAGUCUCUCUCCAUGGGAUAUUUCAAAACAGCAGCUUUGUGCAUUUAGUCCUUCUCAGGCAAGCUCAGGGGUUUAGUGUUGCUGUAGCCCACAGGAAGUGAGGAUUAGAAUAUAUGACCUUCACAUAAUCCGCUCCAAAUGAAUCUAUAUUUUUAAAGUCAUUACUAAAAGUGUGUGUCAUAUAAAAACUAAAGUGAUGGUCAAAGUUGUCACAGUGAAAUUUAAGGUGUGCUGAUGGAUUCACGUCAUCAACUCAUGCAUUGAGUAACAUUACAAGUUAACGUUCCACCUUAAAAGUUGCCGGCAGUCGGCCCAGUGAAUGAAGUUAUUUUUUUCUCUUUCAUUUUAUAGUUGUAGUUUACUGAUGUAUGAACAGAGGUUACAUAAAACCAGAGUGAGCGUCCUCUACUGACCAAUCAGACUGCAGGGUUUCUAGCUCCACCUUUUAGUACCAGAUCUGUGUGCUAGGUACCCCAACAGAGGGGGGACCAAACAUGGGGACGCUAAGGAACGCUGCUGUUGGGACCAUCCACAACUUUCACUGUGGAGAUGGAAAAAAAAGUGCACUGAACUGAACUGAACUGAACUGCAGUUCUUGGUGAAAACGGGGCUUUACAGUCACAGCUUUGGACUCAUCUUCUCCAUUGUCAAGUUUGGCUCCAGGAAAGAAGCAGGCUCCUCUCCCAGUAAACUUCAGUUCAACAUCAACCAGAGACCCCUGCGUUAGCUAUUCUAGUGAAUACACAGAGAAACAUUCAAGGCAACUUGCUGACCAACCAAAUGAGCUGCCAGUUUAGCUGAGCUGGCAACUGAAUAGGCAAACCAACACUCUAACCUGAGCUCACGAUUAAAACUGCCGUGUCUUGUUUACACAAACAGAACUAUAAAAACAGAAACUUUGUGGUGUUAGGGAAAGUUACACGCUGGAGCUGUUUCAUGACAAACGAUAGUUGAUGCUCUCACCCAGCACUCCUGUGUUUGUACCUUGGUGAACAAAGGUUUUGAUUUUGAUCUCUGAUGGUCUUGUACCUGGCAGCGUCACUAUGACGACAAGCUGCACCCAGCUGCCGUUGGUCAAGAAAUAGUUUGAGCCCUUAACUCCUCCUGAAACUGCAAAUUGUAAAAACUUAGGAAGUACAGCAUGUUCAUUGGUGAGUGCUCGAUGUGACGGGGCUCAGCUAGCUGCUCUCUCCUGCUCUCAGUCCUCAUGCUAAGCUAGGCUAACUAACUCCAGCUCAGUGGUGAACACACAGACAUGAGAUUGACAUCAGUCAUCUAAUAAGUGCAUCUUCCAAGAUCUCAUAUUGUUGUUUUUUUUUUUUGAAUACUCCACAUCAGUUUGACAGCGGCUUGGUGUGGAUCAGUGAUUGCAGACCUGAGCAGGGCCCAGGGAGCAGCAGCUCAAAGAGGAAACAACUGUUUUCAUCAAAGCUAACUCGCAUGUCGUAAAGCAGCGUGAGAAUGAAACUUGCCACAGUGAGGUUUCCAGUUAUUAGAAGUGCAGCAGUGGAUCCUGUCUGUCCGCCUCCCUCCAUGUAGCGCACACAAAAUACACUCACAUUUAAGAAGGAUAGCCGCAGACCGAUGUGACGAGGCCUCUCAGCACACACCGUGACUUGAACAUCGGCUGUACAUAGACUGAAGCUUGUGACAGAAUCGUUUAUUCUUCCUGGUGAAACUCUUUUGAACAUGUUUGAGUUAUGGGACGACUGUGGUGGAGAGAUGUUGUGGACGUAGAUUAUAGAAGUUAUUUUGAAGGCGUGUUUGUGUGAACCUGCUGCUCUCACAGGUGACGUGUGUGACGGCAGGUGUGAAAGCAGCCUUAUCAGAACGACGUAGAGCUAAAGAGGAUGAGGCAAAUUUUAUUCUGCGCUUAAACAAAUCCCACGUACAGGCUGAAACCAACAAUGUAUCAGUCCGUCUCUCAGCCUCAUGUCCAUCUGACGACAUACUAUGAAUGAAGUGAAAUAAACCGACUACACUGACAUUCACAAAUGAUUCUGUUUUUCGCCCUCACUCCAAAAACACAAUAUUCCUGCAGAGCUGUUUACAUGACUGAUGGAAGUGAAUAUUCCACUGAUUCUCCUGUUUACAUGCAGCUGAGCAUGUUGCAGCUAACGUGCCCUGACAUGUUGUUAUCAUGUCAGAAUGUAGAAGAGUGUAGGGAUGCAUGAUGAUAUCAGCACGUCAUCGGUCACGCCUGAUAUUAGCUUUAAAAUGAACUGUGAGGAUCAGCCAACAUGUUUUUUCUUAGCUUGCACAAAGAAUGAAUGAACAUUAUAAACAAAUCAGGGACGCACGAUGUUGGAUUUCUGCCGAUAUCCCAUGCACGAUGUGAUGUUGCCAAGUAGGACACGCGCCUGCAUCAACAUCCCAGAUUUGUUCCAGGGCCAACAUUGUGAUCAACCAAUCACAGCCCUCUGACAUCAUCAGUGUGCUGCUCCUGUGCCUCUUCAGAGCUAAGAUCGUUUUCCGAAUCGAACAAAAUCCUCAGUAACACUGAACAAAAACCUGAUGAGCUGCUGCAGGGUUAGUGACUUAGCCUGCUAACUAGGUAUGCUAUGCUAACGAGUAAACUUGCCAAUAGGCUAAAAUAUUGUUCACAAACAUUAAGAGUAAUGAUGAUGUCAUUUUGCAGUUGCAAAGAUCUGCGGAAGACACAGGUUCCCUCCUUUUUACUAGCUGAUUCAAAAGGGUUUUUUCCGAGUUGAUCCAGGACCACCAUCAUCAUCAUCAUCAUCAUCGUCUUUAUCCUGCAUAAUUUGUUUAGAUUGAUCCAAGAACAUCAUCACCAUGUGGACUGUGGACAGAGCUGCUUACGUUGAUCCAUGACCAUCAUCAUCGUCACGUUGACCCUGGAUAACUUGUUGAUGUCCACAUAAAUGAUCCAGAAUCAGCGUGAGGAUGAUGAUGAUGAUGAUGAUGAUGACGAUGAUGACGAUGGUUCCGGAAAAGAAAUGUGUUAUUGUGAUUCAUCGGAGUUUUGUGCCAUUCAUAAAUCAAUAAACGUCUAUAUUCAAGCCUUGUAGAUUUUGUUCUUGUAUCUCUGUCGACACUAGAUUAGAAAUUCACCCGUCAGCCCUCCUCCAGUCUCACAGCCAAUCAGAACAGUCGCUCAGACCUGCUUUGUGAAAUGCUAAAAACAAAAAGCUAACGCAUUGUCGUGUUGCCAAGACAAACGUUCCAGAUGACACACUCAGCCCUGUGACACAUGACUGAACAGAGACGUGCUCAGCUGCUCCGUAUGAACACAUGGUUAUAGAUGAUGCAGUGUGUUGAACGCCCCCCUCUGUCCCUUAGAGACGACCUACAUGUGACCAUUAGAGAAACACGUCUGUCUGUCAUUGAUGCUAAACACAGAGGAACGUCUCCGUACAGGAGCAGUUUCUGUUUGAAUUAGUGCGGUUGUACGUGAACAUGUAGCUGUACAUGCUCAGAGUGGGCGCUCAGGCAUUCGAUGUGACUUGACUUUGUUUCACACAGCUUGACGAUAUUUAGCGCUUCUGGAACCUGAGCAAUAAAAGCAUGUUGUUGAGUCUCUGGUUCAUCAGGUGGAGACUCUCUGCUGUGUGUUCAUGACUCAUAUCUGUAGAGUAAAACAUGUCUGGUUCUGUGUUGCUUCUUUUCCACAUGUACUGCUGCAGUAACUCCUGUGUGAAUCCUGCUGUGUGAAUAAAAUAAACUUAUGAGUAACAA